This is a messenger RNA of Drosophila kikkawai, 526 nucleotides long. The record is from RefSeq and is a predicted model, not a curated record. Lineage: Eukaryota; Metazoa; Arthropoda; Insecta; Diptera; Drosophilidae.
AUGUUGUUGCAAAACUCCGGCGCACGCGGAUUUGCUCGGCUUCGCUCGUCGGCUAUGGUGGUGGUGGUCUUGCCGGAAUUUCGCUUUUGCCUUUUGCAACCAAGACAGCGCAAUACUGCGUGCCUUCUCGGCUUGCAAGCCUACAUACAGGCUAAGGAACUUUCUGGAGCUCCACGCUCAAGCGUACCGCAGUUUACUCUGCAUCGUCCUCUGCCGUCGAACCUUCCUAUAAGGGCAAGCGGAAUAUUGCCAAGGGUGAAGCGAAAACCUUUGCGACCCUGCCCGCGAAUCUGUUCGGUGGCCAGGAGCCCCGAUUACGUCAUCGGCGUGGGAUUACUUAAUUUUCCUUUCCGCGCUUCGCCAGCUGCGGCAGAGGAAGGGAGACGACAAACGUUGUGGCCAGGGACCACAAUUUUCGGCCAGAGCGUGACGAAGGCGUAGGAUCGGAGUAAACUCCUCCAGAAAUAAACAAAACCGGCAUUAGAUCCGGAGCGCAGAAUUAGUUAGGUUUUAUGCAACUGUAAAA